Molecule: messenger RNA, 1077 nt
Organism: Prunus armeniaca (apricot)
Lineage: Eukaryota; Viridiplantae; Streptophyta; Magnoliopsida; Rosales; Rosaceae
Source: the annotation of a GenBank genome assembly
AUGUUGUCUUUUGUUUUGGCAGCCAAAUACCCAAAACCCCUUUUCUACCCAUCUUGUUUCCACUGCACCAAUAGUGCUCACGGAGUGGGUGCUAGCAAGGAAGGGUCUGCGCCAUUGUCUAGGGUUUCUUCCUUCGUUGAUUUUGCUCGAGCUGCCGGAAAGGUACCCAUUAUGGCAUCCGGUAAUCCACCAUUUAUCAUAAGGGAUCAUCUUUACUCCGUAGAUGACAGGUUGAAGAGAGGGAGACCUCCUCCUUUGCUCAAGGGUGCCGACGAGGAUGUAAUCAUUGAUGAAGAACCAGCGCCAGAAGCUACUUCAGUGAUUGAUCCUGCAUCCGUAUCAAGGUGCUGCAUAGAAAGGGGUCUGUUUCCGGCAGUUCCUUUGUUCUUUCAAUAUCCCUGCAGCAUCAGCAAGGGUUGGUCGGAGUGGGUUGAUGCUGAACUGAAGAGCCCAUCUACCCGUGAUAUCCUAAGCCGGGCAGGCGUGUUGGAAGCCAUCUUUGCUUCUAAGGCUUGCGACAUCCAUAUUGAAGCCAAGACGCUUCGACACUUGGUUAGACGGUGGAGCACUGAGACGCACACUUUUAUUUGUUCGUGGGGAGAGUUCACUCCCACGCUUGAGGAUGUAGCUAAUAUUUUCCAUCUCCCACUUUGCGGCAGCCAAGACCCUUUCCAUAUUGCAUUAACCCCGGAAGAUGGGCUAAAGCUUGAAACUUUGCGGAAGGGUGCUCCGACCUCUCCUAGUACCUCUCUGAGAUUCAGUAAUUGGAUUCAGUUUUUCGGGAACAGUGAUCGAGACGAGCCGUGUCGCCUUGCUGCGUUCGUGUCCUUGUGGCUCGGGAGGUUCCUCUUUUGUGAUUUUUCUCAAGACUGCUUGCAUGGGAGAGUGUUUCCGUUGGCUUUGGCAAUAGCACGAGGUAGCAUGAUCCCUUUAGCCCCCAUGUUCUUGGGGCACUUAUAUCGCUUGCUUGACCAGAUUCAAUUUCUUGAGAAGGGGGCGGCCGGAACCAUGGCUGUGGAGACUUUUGUAAAUUCCAGUUUUCUGCAGAUCUUUUUAUGGGAACGCUUCAAGGGAUAG